AUGGCUUUAAUGGAAAGAGAUAGGGAAACGAUUUUGAGUGAGAUUAAGGUGCUUUCGUUCGCCGCCGAGAGCCCUCCGCUCUCGGUGCUCGUGGCAGCCAAGCUCGCCGGAAUUUCUCUCCCCACCGACAACUCGCUAUCCGCUGAUUCUCCUCAUCUUUUGCACUUCUCCGAUGGGUUGAAAUUACAUGGAACUUUUGUGCUUCUGCGAUAUAUCGGUCGAAUUGCUAACUUGUAUGGGGAGAAUGCAAUUCAAGCUGCCCAGAUUGACGAGUGGCUUGAGUACGCGCCUGUGCUUUCACAGGGUGCUGCGUUUGAGAAUGCAUGCAAACAUUUGGAUGACUAUUUGGGAAGCCGAACUUUUUUCGUUGAUCACUCUUUUUCCAUUGCCGAUAUAGCAAUCUGGUCAGGUCUUGCAGGAACUGGGCAAAGAUGGGAAAGUUUGAGGAAGUCAAAAAAGUACCAAAACCUUUCUCGGUGGUUCAAUUCGCUAUUAGCGGAAUAUGGUGAUGCCCUGAAUGAAGUCACAGCUACCUUCGUUGGCAAGAGAGGCUUGGGAAAGCCAACAGAAACUAAAUCAAAAGGCACUCAAGCCAAUCAGGAAUCAAAGAGUGUAAAUGGAGAUGUAUCUGAGAAAGGUAAAGCAGGAAGCAGAUCAACAUUUGAAGUAGAUCUGCCAGAAGCUGAGAUGGGAAAGGUUCGACUGAGAUUUGCACCCGAACCCAGUGGCUUUCUUCACAUUGGGCACUCAAAAGCAGCUUUGUUGAAUCAGUAUUUUGCUCAAAGGUAUCAGGGUCAGCUUAUUGUGCGAUUUGAUGAUACAAAUCCCGCGAAAGAGAGCAAUGAGUUUGUGGACAAUCUUCUCAAGGAUAUUGAGACUUUGGGCAUCAAGUAUGAAACAGUUACCUAUACUUCAGAUUACUUCCCUCAGUUGAUGGAAAUGGCUGAGAAUUUGAUUCGCCAGGGUAAAGCAUAUGUUGAUGACACACCACGUGAGGAGAUGCAGAAGGAAAGGAUGGAUGGCAUUGAAUCAAAAUGCAGAAACAACAGUGUAGAGGAGAAUCUAAAACUAUGGAAGGAAAUGAUUGCUGGUUCUGAUAGGGGUCUGCAGUGCUGUGUCCGUGGGAAGCUGGAUAUGCAGGAUCCAAACAAAUCUCUUCGGGAUCCAGUUUAUUAUCGUUGCAAUCCAAUGCCACAUCAUAGGAUUGGAUCCAAGUACAAGAUAUACCCAACUUAUGAUUUUGCGUGUCCCUUUGUUGAUUCUAUAGAAGGUAUUACCCAUGCACUUCGAUCUAGUGAGUAUCACGACCGCAAUGCUCAGUACUAUCGAAUUCAAGAGGAUAUGGGACUGCGAAAAGUGCAUAUAUAUGAAUUUAGUAGGUUGAACAUGGUUUAUACACUUCUCAGCAAGCGCAAGCUUUUGUGGUUCGUUCAAAAUGAGAAGGUUAAUGGAUGGGAUGAUCCUCGUUUUCCAACUGUUCAAGGAAUUGUGCGCAGAGGUCUUAAAGUUGAAGCUUUAAUACAAUUCAUUCUUGAGCAGGGAGCUUCAAGGAAUCUCAAUCUCAUGGAAUGGGACAAACUCUGGACCAUUAAUAAGAAGAUAAUUGAUCCAGUAUGUCCAAGACAUACUGCGAUCGUUGAAGAGCGUCGAGUAUUGUUGACGCUGAUUAAUGGCCCUGAGAAACCUUUUGUUCGCAUCAUUCCCAGGCACAAGAAGUACGAAGGUGCUGGAGAGAAGGCGACAACAUACACAAGGACGAUAUGGCUAGAGUCUGCUGAUGCAGAGUCCAUCAAGGUAGAUGAGGAAGUGACCUUGAUGGAUUGGGGGAAUGCCAUUGUCAAAGGGAUUGAGAAAGACCAAGAUGGAAACCUCAAACUCACAGGGGUUUUGAAUCUUGAGGGGUCCGUCAAGACGACGAAAUUGAAGCUUACGUGGCUACCCCAAACAGAUGAACUAGUUAAGCUGUGUUUGAUGGAGUUUGACUACCUGAUCACAAAGAAGAAGGUUGAGGAAGGAGAAGAUUUCCUUGAUGUACUUAACCCCUGUACAGAAAAGGAGACUGUAGCCCUUGGGGACUCCAACAUGCGAAAUCUCAAGCGAGGGGAUAUAUUGCAGCUUGAGAGGAAAGGUUAUUACAGAUGUGAUGUUCCCUACAUUAGGUCUUCAAAGCCAAUUGUUCUAUUCGCAAUCCCCGAUGGCAGGCAGCAGACCGGAUUCAAGUGA
This is a messenger RNA of Prunus armeniaca (apricot), 2223 nucleotides long. NCBI's taxonomy places the organism in Eukaryota, Viridiplantae, Streptophyta, Magnoliopsida, Rosales, Rosaceae. The record is from the annotation of a GenBank genome assembly.